UCUCAUGACUUAUGUGUUUCUAAAAAAAAUGUUUCAAGUAGAGUUUUAUGAUUCUCAUGACUUUUGUGUUGUCUCUAAAAAAAGUCCAAAAAAUGUUCAAAUGAACCGAGCCAUUUAGUACUAUAUUAAAACAUUCUAGAUGAUCCACCAUGAUAUGCCCACUUUCCAUAAACAAAUAAACAAAUAAGCAUUCCUAGAUUCUUUCGAAUCUUUCGCUCUCUUCCCAAAUAUGCAAAAUCCAAAACCAAUCCUUUUCAAUUUCAAUUUUCAGCCCUAAUCACAAAAUCAUUUCAACCCAAUUCUCAAAAUAAUCACCAAUGAAAUUCGGAAAAGAGUUCAAAACCCAUCUCGAAGAAACAAUCCCUGAAUGGAGAGAUAAAUUUCUAUGCUACAAACCAUUGAAGAAGCUUCUCAAACAUCACUUACCAGCCACCACCACCACAACAACAGCAACACCGAUACCCAUCAAUCUUCAUCUUCACUUUCUUCAACAACCCUUUUCUCCUAACAUCUUGCAGGCUUGGUUUCUUCGGAUUCUUAAUCAAGAGCUUGAAAAGUUUAAUGAUUUCUACGUUGACAAAGAGGAAGAGUUUGUUAUCCGAUUUCAGGAGCUGAAAGAGAGAAUUGAGUGUCUUAAAGAAAAAAGCAGCAAGAGCGCAAAGUACACUUCUGACUGUGAAUUUAGUGAAGAAAUGAUGGACAUUAGGAAGGACUUGGUUACCAUCCAUGGAGAGAUGGUGCUCUUAAAAAACUACAGCUCCUUAAACUUUGCAGGACUAAUUAAAAUUUUGAAGAAGUAUGAUAAAAGAACUGGCGGGUUAUUGCGUCUUCCUUUUACACAAAUUGUUCUUCGACAACCUUUUUUCACUACCGAGCCUCUGACAAGGCUAGUUCAUGAAUGCGAGGAAAAUCUCGAGCUACUCUUUCCCUUACAAGAAGAAGUAAUUCAAUCAACUUCUCAUCCAGAACAUGAGACUAGACCACCUGGAGAUAAUACAACGAAUACCUUACCAGAGUCAUCCUCAACCCUUGGAGAGGAACCGAUGUAUUUAUAUCGAAGCACUCUUGCUGCUAUGAGAGCCAUAAAGGGCCUUCAGAAAGCUUCCUCCACCUGCAAUCCAUUUUCGUUUUCUUCUCUCUUUAGCAACCAAGAUGAUGAUAGUAAUGGUGCUGUAACUGCUGAAAACUCUGCAGCGAAUUCUCCGGAUACCUUGCAAAACGAGGAAGGCACGGGUAAAGAAGACACUGACUAACCUUUUUUUUUACUUUUGGGUUUCAUUUGUUUCAACCUUGUUAGUCGAAACUAAAUGAAGUGUUCUCUCUUUUUGUCCACAUAAAGUGUGUAAAUGAUGAGAUGUAUUUUCUUUAGAAUCUAACUUGGAAAAUACUUCACUUGUUUACCUUUAUAUGCUUCUUACAAUUUAUAUUUAAGGGGUACGUUUGAACUGA
Lathyrus oleraceus (garden pea) is the source of this 1449-nucleotide messenger RNA. RefSeq names its product SPX domain-containing protein 4. The transcript is spliced from 3 exons. Lineage: Eukaryota; Viridiplantae; Streptophyta; Magnoliopsida; Fabales; Fabaceae. Bases 318 to 1253 code for a protein of 311 amino acids. The record is from RefSeq and is a predicted model, not a curated record. Gene Ontology annotation, biological process: cellular response to phosphate starvation.